AGAGGGAGGGAAAGGGAGCGGGAGAGGGAGGGGGGGGCAGAUAGAGGGGGAGAGAGAGAGAGAGAAACUCAAGUAAUACCACCGAAGACCACGCGCUACAGAAGACGGACGAAGGCACGCGACAUGUCUCAAGGAUUCAGGUGUGUGUGGAUACGUCCCAGGUGUCGUGCUCGCAGGUCAUGGCUGGGAUAGAGGUGGAAGCGCUGGCAGGGAGCAGAUAAUAUGCCUGCGCAUUUGGCACGGCACACGCGAUGUGGCACACUAUGGCACGCGUAAAGAUGGGUCUCUUCGCUCUCCUGUGUCUCUCCGCAUGCGUCCUCCGCGCCCCGGUGCUCUGCCACAGCAGCGGCAUCUACGAGCGCUCGGCCGUCCCACGCGCCGUGUCCCGCUCCGUGGCGCGCAUGGACGGAGACGUGAUCAUCGGCGCGCUUUUCUCCGUCCAUCACCAGCCGUCCGCCGAGAAAGUGGCCGAGCGCAAGUGCGGGGACGUCCGCGAGCAGUACGGCAUCCAGAGGGUGGAGGCCAUGUUCCACACGCUGGACCGGAUCAACGCAGACCCCAACCUGCUCCCCAACAUCAGCCUCGGUUGCGAGAUCCGGGACUCCUGCUGGCACUCGUCCGUCGCCCUGGAGCAGAGCAUCGAGUUCAUCCGGGACUCCCUCAUCUCCAUCCGAGAUGACAAGGACGGGUCCAAGUGGUGCAUUGACGGAACCCCGUCCAACCAGCCGCCGCCCUCCAAGAAACCCAUCGCAGGAGUGAUCGGACCCGGAUCCAGCUCUGUGGCCAUCCAGGUGCAGAACCUGCUGCAGCUCUUUAACAUCCCGCAGAUCGCCUACUCUGCCACCAGCAUCGACCUGAGCGACAAGACUUUGUUCAAGUACUUCCUGAGGGUCGUUCCAUCAGACACCCUGCAGGCCCGGGCCAUGCUGGACAUUGUCAAGAGGUACAACUGGACCUACGUGUCUGCAGUGCACACAGAAGGAAACUAUGGAGAGAGCGGCAUGGAGGCCUUCAAAGAGCUGGCCUCUCAAGAAGGCCUAUGCAUUGCCCACUCGGACAAGAUCUACAGUAACGCGGGGGAGAAACACUUUGAUCGACUUUUGAGGAAAUUACGGGAACGUCUCCCCAAAGCUCGCGUGGUGGUGUGUUUCUGCGAAGGCAUGACCGUCCGAGGUCUCCUGAUGGCCAUGAGGCGACUGGGCGUGUUCGGAGAGUUCCUCCUCAUUGGCAGUGACGGAUGGGCAGACCGGUACGAGGUAGUGGAGGGUUAUGAGCAGGAAGCAGAGGGAGGCAUCACCAUGAAGCUGCAGUCGGCAGUGGUCAAGUCCUUUGAUGACUACUACCUGAAGCUGCGACUGGACACCAACAAGAGAAACCCCUGGUUCCCCGAGUUCUGGCAGUAUCGCUUCCAGUGUCGUCUUCCAGGUCAUCCGCAGGAGAACAAGAACUACAAAAAAGUCUGCACUGGAAAUGAGAGUCUGCAUGAAAACUAUGUUCAGGAUAGUAAGAUGGGCUUUGUCAUCAAUGCCAUCUAUGCCAUGGCUCAUGGCCUUCAUGACAUGCACAAGGAGUUGUGUCCAAGCCAGACAGGGCUCUGUGAGGCCAUGGACCCUAUUGAUGGCAGCAAACUGCUGGACUACCUGCUCCAGACAUCCUUCAGAGGAGUCUCAGGGGAGGAGAUUUAUUUUGAUGAAAAUGGAGACACUCCAGGAAGAUAUGACAUCAUGAAUCUACAGAAUGUGGGUGAGGAUCGCUAUGACUACAUUAAUGUGGGCUCCUGGCACGAAGGCAUCUUGAACAUCGAUGACAACAAGCUUUGGAUGAACAGCAGUGAAAUGGUUCGCUCGGUCUGCAGUGACCCCUGCUCCAAAGGACAGAUAAAGGUGAUCAGGAAGGGCGAGGUGAGCUGCUGUUGGAUUUGCACCACAUGCAAAGACAAUGAGUACGUCCAGGAUGAGUUCACCUGCAAGGCAUGUGAGCUGGGAUGGUGGCCGGAUGAUGAGCUGGCAGGUUGCCAGCCUUUGCCGUUGAAGUAUCUUGACUGGGCAGAUGUGGAAUCUAUAGUUGCAGUGGUUUUCUCCUGCGUCGGCAUCCUGAUCACCUCCUUUGUCACCUUCGUGUUCAUCCAGUACCGCGAUACACCUGUGGUUAAGUCCUCCAGCAGAGAACUCUGUUAUAUCAUCUUGGCAGGCAUCUUCCUGGGUUAUAUCUGUCCAUUCACCUUAAUCGCCCGUCCCUCAGUGGCCUCCUGCUAUUUACAGCGGCUCUUAGUGGGCCUUUCAUCUGCCAUGUGCUACUCUGCCCUCGUAACCAAAACUAACCGCAUCGCUCGUAUUCUGGCCGGCAGCAAGAAGAAGAUCUGCACCAGGAAACCUCGCUUCAUGAGUGCCUGGGCACAGGUGAUCAUCGCCUUCAUGCUAAUUAGCGUGCAGCUAACUCUGGAGAUCACGCUGAUCAUUCUGGAGCCUCCUGAGCCGAUCAAGUCGUACCCGAGCAUACGUGAGGUCUACCUCAUCUGUAACACUAGCAACGUAGGCAUGGUGGCACCGCUGGGGUACAACGGACUGCUAAUCAUGAGCUGCACGUACUAUGCCUUCAAGACACGGAACGUCCCUGCCAACUUUAACGAGGCUAAAUACAUUGCCUUUACAAUGUACACUACCUGCAUCAUCUGGUUGGCCUUUGUGCCCAUCUAUUUUGGCUCCAACUACAAGAUCAUAACCACAUCGUUCUCUGUCAGUCUGAGUGUAACGGUGGCACUGGGGUGCAUGUUCACACCCAAGAUGUACAUUAUCAUUGCCAAGCCAGAGAGGAAUGUCCGAAGCGCCUUCACCACGUCGGACGUGGUGCGAAUGCAUGUUGGAGAUGGAAAGUCUGCGGCUCCAUGCGGGAGCAACAGCUUCCUCAAUAUGUUCCGCCGGAAGAAGGCUGUAUCUGGCAAUUCCAAUUCUAAUGGCAAGUCUGUGUCAUGGUCUGAAUCAGGUGCAAGACACCCUCCGAGGGGGGGGAAUGUGUGGCACAGACUGUCUGUGCAUGUGAGGAAACAAGAAGCCAGCUUGAAUCAGACGGCGGUCAUCAGGCCCCUAACUAACACCCCCGACCCCCACAGUUGUGAGCCCUCCACCUGCAACCUUGGCACAGACCCACAUCUCCCCCAAGAACCGCCCGGAACUAAGCCUCUGUACAACCUGGCGGAGGAAGACGACGAGGGCGACGCACAGCGCCCCCUCUGGACCUCCACUUGCUCUGAACAGAUGCAAGGCCCGGAGUCUGAUUUAGACGAGCCGGCUCCUUACUUGCCCUCUCGGAACACCACCACAGAGCGCUCGCAGGGUGCUGUGGUGGACACACACAGCUCCCACGUCCCUUCACUGAACGACCACGCUGCCAGGGAGCCGAUCCCUUCCAACCAGCCUUUGAGCUUGACGCCCUCUCAGCUUCCCUCAGCCCCACGAGUCGGAGCGUUCGAAGACGAGGGGCCCGAGGACGAGGAGCUGGACCUCUUGCACAGCUACAUUUACGAUGCCAAGGAUGAAGGGGAUGGGGAGGACGGGGACGGGGAGGAUUUAACUCGGCACAAAACAACUCUGGAGGAUUCCCUCGCUCUGUCUCCCCCAUCCCCCUUCAGAGACUCCGUGUGUUCGGGGGAGUCUGUCACCGGCUCCCCCAUCAUCGAGUCGCUGCUCAGUAGCCCUCCAAGCUCAGUCUACACCUCAAACAUCCUCCGAGACUUUGCACACAGCUCCUCAACACUGUGAGAGCAAAAAAAAAAACUGGUACUGAUACGGUGGCUGUCAACAGACUUGUGCAUCACACAGACAGGCAUUUUUUCCCCACAUACACACAGACAUAAACGCAUACAUACAGUUAUAUUAUUUAACAUUUCAAGGUUUUUAACAUUUAUUUACUUUUUGCUUUGCCAUUUGCUCGCUUGUAUUUAUUACUCUGCUUUUAUCAGUAAGUGGUUAAGAAAAAACUAAGUGAAGAUACAUCAGGAAUUAUCUAAGAGUACUGCAGUCUGUCAGUGCACAAAGCCUUUUUCUGUAAAAUGUUAAACUGGGAACAGUGCCAAAACUAGUCAGCUCUCAUGCCAAAUUCUGACGAAUGAAGCAAACUGAGAAUCGUUAAAAUAUAUAUAUAUAUAUGUAGCUGUGGUUUUCAUAGGCAGUGCAAUUAAGUGGUCUGCGAGAAGAACAAAAAACCACAAUCCUAUGUGUAUAUACUGUGUUUGCAGAGUGCACUUUGGCACAUCCGCAGGCCAGACUUUUGCUAAAAACCACGAUAGCUCAAGUGCGUUUGAGUUUCGAUUAGCUCUGCUCUUCUCUGCUGCACACUUCUAGGUCUCUUCACGGGUGCAGCAGUCACAGUAUCUGCUUUUCUUUCCUCAUUAAUUGAUUAUCUCCGCCUCAGCUUCCUCUCAUCAGACCUCAUUGCAAUUUAAAUAUUUUACAAAUUAACAAGAAAAAGUGUCGGUUGAAUAUUGUGUCGCCAGGUGUGCUCACCACAAAAGUAUUAUUUAACGAAGUGAGAUUUUUCCGCUCAAGACUUGCGCUGUAUGAUAUAUGGCUAUAAUGUGCCAAUCAAGAGUUGUUAUCAACCUACAUCCCUGCUUUUUCAUGAUGUAGCUGAUACAGGUACUAGCGUGAUUGUAGAUGAUGGCAAUGUUGUUCAUUCAGUUUACACUCGAUCAUAACCCUGAGAACAAGUUUUUUCUGCGCAUGGGACGUGAUAAAAGAAAUUGCUCUUGCUUUCCAUGCGGUGUUGAUGUUUCUCACGUUUUCCGAUUUUUGCUGUGUCGGUGUAAUGGAAAACACAUUACAAAGUUGUACAAAUUCGCAAAGUUUGUAAUACUGUUAAGCCAUCUCUUGUUUUUUCACACAGGUGGUAUGUUUGUAAUACUGAUAAAUGUUUCUAUAUUUAGAAUGUCAACAGAAAAAAAAAAGAGUUUAUACAUUUUGAAACUGUCCUCAGAUACUUGUCAAGAAGCAGUGUGUUUGGUUUUUUGGGGUAACUUUUAUUAAGCUAACUUGAGUCAAUUGUAUCCUAUUGAAUACAUUUGGUUGUAAAAGUAACCAAUGAUUAGUUGCUUCUUGUAAUGAGAUGAUACAUGUUUCGAUUUUUGCUUAAAUCUUGCAUUAUAAACUUAAGUAGUUUACUUGAGGUUAAGUUUCUUAGUUCUUUAUCUAUAAGAAUGCAAGUCAUUGCAAAGUACAAGACUACACAGUACGUAGUGCAAUUGUAUUGUAUUUCCAAAUGUUUUUAGUCGAUUAUAGUGUAAGUUGUUCGAUGAUUUUAACCAAUGUAAAAUAUACGAGGUGCCACCUGUUCAACACUGUCGAAUCUAGAAUGAAAUAGGCCUUUAUGUUUUGGGUGAGCUGAACAUGAACAAUGCUGUAAAAUAAAAACUAUUUAUAUUAAGAA
Acanthochromis polyacanthus (spiny chromis) is the source of this 5421-nucleotide messenger RNA. It is a transcript of the gene grm1a, whose product is annotated as glutamate receptor, metabotropic 1a. Gene Ontology annotation, molecular function: G protein-coupled receptor activity involved in regulation of postsynaptic membrane potential; adenylate cyclase inhibiting G protein-coupled glutamate receptor activity. The coding region runs from base 252 to 3758 and encodes 1168 amino acids. The record is from RefSeq and is a predicted model, not a curated record. The transcript is spliced from 9 exons. Gene Ontology annotation, cellular component: postsynaptic density membrane. Gene Ontology annotation, biological process: regulation of synaptic transmission, glutamatergic; G protein-coupled glutamate receptor signaling pathway. Lineage: Eukaryota; Metazoa; Chordata; Actinopteri; Pomacentridae.